AUGCACCCUACCUCAAAACUACCCCCGCCUUCACCAUCCGUGCCUCCUCCUCCACCACCACCACAUCGCCUGCUGCACCACCAAACCAAAGCUCCACCGCCACCAAACUCAACAAAUACAGCUCAAGAAUCACUGAACCCAAGUCUCAAGGGGGGUCACAGGCCAUUCUUUACGCUUGCAGAGGCGGUUAGGGAAGGUGUUAGAGAGGCUGGAAUGGUGGGAUUCAGAUUCAACACCAUUGGUGUUAGUGAUGCUAUUUCAAUGGGGACCAGAGGCAUGUGCUAUAGUUUGCAGUCAAGGGAUUUGAUUGCUGAUAGCAUUGAGACUGUCAUGGCUGCUCAGUGGUAUGAUGGGAAUAUUUCCAUCCCUGGUUGUGACAAAAAUAUGCCAGGCACCAUUAUGGCAAUGGGACGACUUAAUCGGCCGAGUAUCAUGGUUUACGGUGGAACUAUUAAGCCUGGUCAUUUUGGAGGUCACACAUAUGACAUUAUAUCUGCCUUCCAGGUUUAUGGAGAGUAUGUGAGUGGUUCAAUCAAUGACGAAGAAAGAAUGAACGUAGUUCGUAACUCAUGCCCUGGAGCAGGGGCAUGUGGUGGAAUGUAUACUGCAAAUACUAUGGCUUCUGCCAUCGAGACAAUGGGAAUGUCUCUUCCUUACAGUUCCUCUACGCCUGCUGAAGACCCUUUGAAACUGGAUGAGUGCCGCCUAGCCGGGAAGCAUCUGCUAGAUUUAAUUAAGAUGGACUUGAAACCUCGAGACAUUAUCACUCCAAAAUCCCUACGCAAUGCGAUGGUUAUGGUCAUGGCACUUGGUGGUUCUACCAAUGCUGUUUUACAUUUAAUUGCUAUUGCAAGGUCUGUUGGUUUGCAGUUAACGCUUGAUGAUUUCCAAAAGGUCAGCGAUGAGGUUCCAUUCCUUGCAGAUCUGAAGCCUAGUGGCAAAUAUGUAAUGGAGGACUUACACAAGAUUGGAGGUACUCCUGCAAUCAUUAGGCAUUUAUUGGAGCUUGGGUUUUUAGAUGGAGAUUGUAUUACAGUUACGGGACAGACUUUGGCUGAGAAUGCCAAACUAUAUCCAUCCUUUCCUGAAGGUCAGCAAAUAAUAAGACCAUUGACGAACCCCAUCAAGGAAACGGGCCACAUUCAGAUCUUAUAUGGAAAUCUUGCACCAGAGGGUUCCGUGGCAAAGAUCACGGGGAAAGAAGGGUUAUAUUUCUCUGGUCCCGCACUUGUCUUUGAAGGAGAAGAAUCUAUGAUUGCAGCUAUCUCAGAAAAUCCUCAGAGUUUUAAGGGAAAAGUUGUCGUUAUUAGAGGAGAGGGGCCCAAAGGGGGACCAGGCAUGCCUGAAAUGUUGACCCCAACCAGUGCAAUAAUGGGGGCAGGUCUUGGAAAGGAGGUUGCUUUGCUGACUGAUGGACGAUUUUCUGGAGGCUCACACGGAUAUGUCGUAGGCCACAUAUCCCCUGAGGCACAGGAAGGUGGUCCAAUUGCUCUUAUCGAAAAUGGAGACGUAAUCACCAUAGAUAUUGAGAAGAGAAGAAUGGAUGUGCGUUUAACUGACGAGGAAUUAAAUGAACGCAGAAAGAAGUGGACUCCCCCACCUUAUAAGGCUGAACGAGGUGUUCUUUACAAGUACAUCAAGAGCGUGCAAGCAGCUUCGAAGGGAUGCGUUACCGAUGAAGAGUAG
Molecule: messenger RNA, 1686 nt
Organism: Fraxinus pennsylvanica
Lineage: Eukaryota; Viridiplantae; Streptophyta; Magnoliopsida; Lamiales; Oleaceae
Source: the annotation of a GenBank genome assembly